UAAAAAUGUGUUAUGAGUGUCUGGCUCCGGAUCACGGCGGCGCUGGGUAGUGCGCUCCCCGCUUGCAUUCCUCGGUUUGCUCUGGAUUUUGGCAGUACUUUAAAAAAAUAAGACGAUGGGUGCUUGUAUGGCAUUGUGUUCGUUGGCGAGCUGUGCCUCCUGUCUCUGCGGCUCUGCCCCAUGCCUCCUUUCCAGUUGCUGCCCCAGCACCAACAACUCCACUGUCACCCGGCUGCUGUUCUCUCUCCUCCUGCUACUGGGAACAGCGCUGUCUGUCAUCAUGAUCCUGCCAGGCAUGGAAUCUCAGCUCAAAAAGAUCCCAGGCUUCUGUGUUGGGGGCAGCUCUGCUCCCUUCAUUGCGAACAAGGUGAACUGCGACAUCAUUGUGGGCUACAAGUCUGUGUACCGCACCUGCUUCGCCAUGGCUUCUUUCUUCCUGCUCUUCUCCAUCAUCAUGAUCCGCGUACGCAGCAGCAAGGACCCACGGGCCCUGCUCCAAAACGGGUUCUGGUUCUUCAAGUUUCUCGUGUUGGUGGGAAUAACAGUCGGAGCUUACUUCAUCCCUGAUGGAGUCUUUAAUACAGUGUGGUACUAUUUUGGCAUGGUGGGCUCCUUCAUCUUCAUCAUCAUCCAGCUGAUCCUGCUGAUCGACUUUGCUCACUCUUGGAAUGAAGCCUGGGUGGACCGGGCCGAAGAGGGCAACCGCCGGUGCUGGUUCGCAGCUCUGCUGUCCAUCACAGUGCUCUUCUACAGUCUAGCUUUGGCCGCUGUGGUACUUCUCUACAUAUUUUACACCAAGCCUGAUGACUGUGCUGAGCACAAACUCUUCAUCAGCCUUAACCUGAUCGUCUGUGUCGUCGUCUCCAUUGUGUCCGUCUUGCCCAAAGUUCGGGAAGCCCAGCCUUACUCCGGCCUGCUUCAGUCCUCAUUCAUCACCAUAUACACCAUGUACGUUACAUGGUCUGCUAUGACCAACAAUCCCAACCGUGUUUGUAACCCCAGCCUGCUGAGUCUGGUGUCCAAUUCAAGUAGCCCAGUUCCCGGCAGUGGCCCUGGACAGGUGGAGUGGUGGGAUGCACAAGGCAUUGUGGGGCUAAUCCUCUUCAUCCUUUGCGCGCUCUUUGCCAGCAUCCGCUCAUCCAGCAACAGCCAGGUGAACAAGCUGUUGCAGACGGAGGAAGGGAAGGCCGACUCUGCAGAGGCUUGGACUUCUCCUGGGGAGGAAGGGCUGAGGCGGGCAGUGGACAAUGAGGAGGACACUGUUGCCUACAGCUACUCCUUCUUCCACUUCUCCCUCUUCCUGGCCUCCCUCUACAUCAUGAUGACCCUAACCAACUGGUACCAGCCGGACACGGACUAUCAGGCUAUGCAGAGCACGAUGCCGGCUCUCUGGGUGAAGAUUUCCUCCAGCUGGCUCGGCUUGCUGCUCUACCUCUGGACCCUGGUAGCGCCGGUCGUGUGCACCAGCCGCGACUUCAGCUGAGCAUGGAGACCAGCUGGCCCUCGGCCCUGCUCAGAGGGCGGGGCAAGGCCCCCACCUGAAGGAGGCUGCCUGUGAUUUGGCCACAAUCCUGACACUUCUUUUCCUUUCCCUGUAAUUAUCUGUAUAGUUUGCAAAUGAAUGUCUUUGAGUGACUCUCAUUUUUGUCUUUCUGAUUCACUGUGACCAAAACUUCUAAAGCUUUUCAUUGAUUGUAAAAGGUUUUUUUUUUUUAGACAUCCCAGCUGAGUUUUCGGACCGUUCAUCCUGUAACAUUUACAAAUGAUUGCGCUGAAUGACAUUUGCUGUUUACUGUCUGUCCCUGACCAUGUGCGGCAGGCAGCUUUGUUCAGCUAGAAGGCCCAGCUAAGCAAAUGUUUGGCUGCCGUGGUUAGAGCAUUUGGCAAAGGCGCCGACUCUAGCUGUGUGGGGGGAACAUGUCCUUCUGCUUCCACAAUGUUCCCCGUGCACGAAGACAAGGGGAAUUGUCUGAGUCGCAGAAGGCUGGGCAGACUGUGCUGCUCUGGAGGCGAGUGCUGCUGUCCUGCAGCUCCUCGCUUCAUUCUGUAAGUGUGACUGCAGGCCUGUUCACGUUCUCCUGGGAGUCCAGUCACUCCUUAGUUCAUUCUUCGUCCGGUGCGUUCAGAUCCAACAGGUAUGAAAGCAUCUUCUCACUCAGCAGGUACAGAUAUCCGGGCAGUGUCUCCUCAGACAGGCUUCCAUGCGUCACGGUCAAAUCAUUACGUUUUAUUCCCUGACUGCCAAACGGUGCUGGUGAGGUACCUUUCUGUACUCCAGGUGGGCUGUUGCCUUUUUUUAAUAAUAAAUGUUGUUUUGCAAACACUAUUAAAAAUACUGUGUGUUCCUAAAUGCCUUUUAUUUUCAUACUGACAGUCCCAUAAUCUGAAAUUCUAGGUACGUCUAGUACCAUAUAUAAUGUUCAUGUGCCUUUUAUUUACAGCAGUGAUUAUAUAAAGAAGCCUUUUUGUAAUUAUAAAUGUAGUUGAGAGCCUGAUGUACUUUUGGUGUUUUGGCUGUAUGACAGUAUAAAUAAACACGUUUGUCAUAAA
Molecule: messenger RNA, 2550 nt
Organism: Paramormyrops kingsleyae
Lineage: Eukaryota; Metazoa; Chordata; Actinopteri; Osteoglossiformes; Mormyridae
Source: RefSeq, a predicted model, not a curated record